GAGGAGAUUGAUUCUGAUGUUGAUCCCAUGGCUCAGAAAGUUGGAACUGGGCAAUCAAAGGUAGGGGCUGGUGGUUUAACCAAGGUCGUGCAAGCAUUGGGGAAGGCUCCUCAGAAUUCCAUCACUGUGAAUGCAGUUCAGGUUUCAAGUAAUAAUCAAUUUUCAGUUAUGGAUCAAGAUGAAGGUCAGAUAGAAGAAUCUUUGGGAUCAAGAAAAGCCAUCGUUUUUUGGGCUGUAGUUUCAACUAUUGUUUAG
Ilex paraguariensis (yerba mate) is the source of this 255-nucleotide messenger RNA. The record is from the annotation of a GenBank genome assembly. Lineage: Eukaryota; Viridiplantae; Streptophyta; Magnoliopsida; Aquifoliales; Aquifoliaceae.